AUGUCGACGAGGUGAAGUGUGCCACUCGACGCACUGCCACUUGGAAACAUGUGAAGCGCCGAACGCUUUUUGAGAUAAAGAGAUAAACGAACAUGAAAAGACAUAAAUGUUUUGGAGGAAAAGCUCUCUAAAGCGGCGACAUCUUUGCAAGUUUCUGCCCUAAAGUUUAACAACAGCUCUUUUAUGCUAAGGUCGUUCUUGCGCUGACGUAGGGAUGACGUCGACAGCAAGUAUGGUGGCGGUGCUGGCGGUCAUGGCGCUGGUCCCAAGUAUGGUGACAGGCCUGCGCGCACCAUGCUACGAGUGUGAGAAGUACAAGGAGUCUCACCCUCAUGCCAACCCUUACGGCGUGGUAAGGAGCCACUGCGUCUACCCAUGCGAGUGUGGCUCUGUGCCCGACUGCCCACCAGGAGUGCCAGUGAUCAUGGAUGGGUGCGGGUGCUGUUGGCAGUGUGCACGCGAGGUAGGGGAGCCCUGCAACGGUGCCACGCUGUGUGAUAAGUCGAGAAACCUCACCUGCGUCUACAACAGCACGGCAGAACCUACGGGGACUUGUCUAGUGGUUAAGCCUGCAAAGUGCACCGUCAACAACAUAACUUACGAGGACGGAGACACCUUCAAUCUGGACUGCCGCACUCAGUGUACAUGUAAAAACGCCACGUACGCCUGCGUGUCCCUAUGCCCGGGAGAGAGCCUGCCCCCCAGUGCCCAGUGCCACCACCCCCACCUGGUAGCAGUGCCGGGACAGUGCUGCAGAGAAUGGAUGUGCGACACUGCCCCAGGAAAGGCCGUGGGCCCACCCUCCUGCAGGCGCGUCUCCGGCCGCUGGUCCCCUUGUUCCCACACGUGCGGAGCUGGCGUAUCCGUGCGCUGGACGACUGACAACGCUAGCUGUCAGACUAUCAACGAGACUCGCCUCUGUCAGCUCCGGCCGUGUCAGCGUCAGCCGUGGCAUCAGCAAGGGCAGAUGGAGGAAGCUGGCGAGGGGGCGUUCGACGAGGGCGGAGGAGGAUGGCCCAUGCAGCAGUCGCGGAAGCAUCACAUAAGGCGCGGCCACGAGUGCAAGGCAACGCAGCGUCACGUGGUCCCCGUGCGUCUUCGCUCCGGUUGGUGCGUCAGUCAGCGCCGCUAUCGCCCCAAGAUGUGCGGCGAGUGCGUGGGGCGUUGCUGCACCGUCCACGCCGCCACCACGAUCAACGUGCCUUUCCUGUGCCCACUCAAGGUCUCCAAGGGGAACAGAGGCGCGAAGGGCGCGGCCGGAGCCAAGCGUCGAUACCCGCGCUCUCUCCACGUUCUCCUCCAGACCGUUUUCGUCCGCAACGUCACUCGGUCUCCUCCCCCGUCGCCGUCCCCGUCGACGUCCUCCUCGUCGGUGGCAACGCCUUCCGUCCCUCUCUCUACCACCUCGUUCCCUGCCUCCUCCUCCUCCCCUCGUUCUCCUCCUUCCUCAGCUGCUGCCUCUCCUUCUCCCUCCUUCUCCUCCUCCUCCUCCUCCUCCCCGCCCCCCUCGCCUUCCAAUUCCUCCUCCCCCGCCCCCCGUCGCCGCCGCCGCCGCAGCGUGUGGAGCCCCUUCUUCCCCACCAGCGCCUCCUCCAGCGUCUACGACAUGAUGGACGAGGGCCAGCCGAGGACGCACGACCGCUACCGCUACUCGCACCACCAGUACAACCACCACAAGUACGACCCCGCCGCCAGCUUCUACUACUACCAGCGCGACCUGGAUGACAACAGCAACAGCGAUGACUACCAUCAUGACGCCGGUAGAAGCUUCCGGUACGACACGGAGGGCAGCCAUUACGAGCACGACCCGACCAUCAGCCUGGAGGAACUGCAGGAGGAAGAGGAGGAGAACUACCUCCCAUCUACGACCACCACCGCCGCGUGGCAACAACAGGACUACGGCAGUUACAACGACAAUGACAAUUACAACAACUACGACCCCCGACAAAUAUCAAAGGAGAACGACCCUCUUUCCCUCCACAGCUACGACCAGCAGCAGCCGCCGACGACCACGGCCGACCUCCUGUACGACCUGCCUCUCCCCCACGAGGACCUCACCGUGGCGGACGACAUUCAGUACGACUGGGUGACGAGUGGCGAGUACGAAGUAGUGCCUCGCCAAGUCGAGUGGAUCAUUCGCUGUGCCUGCUCCUUCUCUUCCCCUUCCUCUCCCUCCUCUGCCUCUUCCUCUUCUCUGUUGCCUUCCCCGUGUGAUGCCUGGAAGCCCAUCCCCGUCGCAGGAACAUGAGCAGAGAGAUUGGAAAGAAGAGAGAUCAGGGCUUCAUUCUGCUGCCUCGAUGACCCUGCCAACCGGAGUCUGCCACAGCCGCGAGUGCACCCCCAAACGCCUGUAUUUAUUAGGCCAUUAGAAUACGUUUGGCAUAGGUGAGGCCUGGUGUCUAGAGGGAAAAAAAUGCGUAUAUAUACAUAUCUAGAGAGAAUUUUUUGGUAUAUAUGUUUAUAAGAAGAUAUAUUAGGUAUUUGUUUAUCAUUUUCGGAAUGUAUCUAUCUCUGUGUUAAUAGAUAAUCCUUGUCCGAAUGUGUAGAUAAAUGGUUGUUGAAAAUGUUCUCUAGGACACAAAUAAUGCAACGAUAAGACUUAUUAUUUAAAAAGAACCGUAAAUAAUUCUUUUUUUUUUCCCGUGCCUUUUUUUUUUUUUUUUAAUACAUUUUCCGUGUUCGACAUGAUUACAUGUGUUGGGGCCCUAGACAUAACUUCAUUAAGUUUAUUCACAGCUCUUUACCAUUAUCCCGAUGUAUUUGCAAAUCCGUUCGUUUACAAUUAUUCAUCGAGAGUUCAGUUCAAGCAGAAAGGAAUUGAAUGGAAAUGCCUUGUUGCCAGACUUUCACAACGGAAGUCUCUCAGUGUGAAUUAUUAAUACAAUAAAUACAGAAGACUGUACAUACGAUAAUAUACGUUCCAUUCAGUAAUAAAUGUUAUAAAUGUUCAAUACAGUAAUAGAUAAAAACCCAAAAAUCUUCCAUGCAGUAAUGAGGAGGGACAACGUUACAUACAACGAGGACGGGAACAAAAUACAAUCCUUGAAAACAAGCAAGGGGUCGGGUCGAGUGGAAAUCUGACCCUGUCUUUACUUGAUAUUCGUUAUAGUUAACAGUCUAGAGAUUAUAACGAGACGUAUUAUAUAAUGAACUGUUAUCUGACGGUAUGAGGAGAAUUUAUUGUAUUUCCAAAAAUGUACGAAAACGAUAUAUGUAUAAGUAUGAUUGUGAUAAGUAUAUUAGAUGAUUGUGUGUGGAUAUGUAUUAGUUUGCAUAUAAGCCUAUGUAAAUACAUAUAUAUAUAUAUAUAUAUAUAUAUAUAUAUAUAUAUAUAUAUAUAUAUAUAUAUAUAUAUAUAUAUAUAUGUAUGUAUUUAUGGAUGGAUGCAAAAUAUGUAUACACUCAUACGUAUGAGCCAAUAGAUAACAAAAGGCACUCAGCCAUAUGUUUCUUAUAAAUUUGAUUCGAUUUUAUUCAUGUUUAGCAUAACAAAGAGGGUAAUCUCAAUCUAGCAAUCACUGUAACAGAUGUACUAACACCUAGAUCAUUGGCUGUAAUUCAUAUGUUGUUAGGUAGGACGUAUCCCAGUAGGUGUACAUAGUGUAUUUAUAUCGAUAAUAAAAGACGUGGUAUUUAAGCUG
Penaeus monodon (black tiger shrimp) is the source of this 3641-nucleotide messenger RNA. RefSeq lists its product as uncharacterized. Gene Ontology annotation, biological process: cell adhesion; signal transduction. Gene Ontology annotation, molecular function: heparin binding; integrin binding. The transcript has 7 exons. Bases 215 to 2248 code for a protein of 677 amino acids. The record is from RefSeq and is a predicted model, not a curated record. Lineage: Eukaryota; Metazoa; Arthropoda; Malacostraca; Decapoda; Penaeidae. Gene Ontology annotation, cellular component: extracellular matrix; extracellular region.